Molecule: messenger RNA, 2302 nt
Organism: Aspergillus calidoustus
Lineage: Eukaryota; Fungi; Ascomycota; Eurotiomycetes; Eurotiales; Aspergillaceae
Source: the annotation of a GenBank genome assembly
AGCGGACCCACCUGCCGGUUGCCCCAUGGAAGACAAAGAUCACUGGGCAGAUCCCCAAUCUCAACAGCCGCCCCGAAAAUAAAAAGUCCGUUAUUUUAUUGGUUCAUCCCCCGCUUCUCUCAUCCCUUGUCUCAUCCUCCCUUGUCUUUCUUUUCAGUCUCUUACGUCUCCUGCCGUUCGUCUUCUACUUAACAAGACCAAGAAUCCCGAUCGAUGAAGAACAUGGAAAAGGACGGACCUAAAAGGACGGACCUCGAAGACCACGAAUUGACGGAUGACGGUUUUGAACACGGUGACCUCGAUAAUUUCGAGGAAGAAGAAUGGUGGACGGGAGAUGAAAGCGAAGAUUCGGAGUGUGAACAAGACAUUGAAGAACACGAAUAUACCACCCACGGUGAAACGGCACAAACGGUGAAGAUUCGACUCUUCUUGACCGACGAGGGAGUGGACCGGUCCAUGUGGAUGAAGACCUUCACCGCCGAAUGCACUUAUGAUGGCGUUGUUGUCGCCACUGCUCUAGCACGCUAUAUCGACCGAGAGGGCAUACGCUCUGAAUUCUGGAAAAAAAUGGAACUACCCAGCGAGGAAAUGCGCGAUGUUGCUUUCCAAUUAUUUGAUCGAUACGGCACAGUCAAGGCCAAGUAUAAGGAUCAUCCAGUGCAAAGAGGAAGUGGAAUAUGGGGAAACGAGCUUGAUUAUGGCCCUCUUUUCCUGUUCGAGGAGCUUCAUGUUGCAGCGGAGCUACGUCGGAAAGGGCUGGGGCAUAAAAUAGCGUCUUUGCUUUUGGACAAAGCCAAACAGUUCUGUCUGGAGGAUAAACCAGACAGCGAAAACGCAGAUCUUGUCUACGGUUCUAAUCAAGCCUUUGAGCGAGCAUGGACCCUCCAUGCCCUGGUGGAUCCCGGAAUACUAACAGCUGACAUCGAAUCGCAGUCAGUAGGUAAGUCUGUAGAAGAGCGUUUGAUGAUACGAACUCGCGUUCAGUUCGAGGCAAUUUACUUUUGGCGAGCAUGCGGUUUUCGCCGGAUCGGAGCAUCUUGCUAUUUCGCUUUUUCAUACGAUUCUCAACAUGAGUCUCAUGCCCUUGAUGCGGCUUCCGAUUUCGACCCGCGUCAAGACUAUUCCGAAGACCUUGAGGACGAAGAACUCCACGAGAAAGUUCCCUUCUCCGAGGUAAAGAAGCUGAAAUUAGAAAGACUUCGCGACUCGUUGCCGCUACAUCAUGCGGCUCUCACUCUGGCGGACGAUGAGCUCAAAGAGUUUUUCAUGACCCAUGCUGACGACGAUCACAUUGGCUGGGAUCAUGUUACAGCCUCUGAAGCCACGCUUCUGCAUUUGACAGCUUGCCAGCUCAAGCCCCUUAGCACUCGGUGGUUACUUGAAAGUGUCCCUAACACCGACUCCUGGAGGAGGGCUCGUGAUAUUGAUGGUUACACCCCUCUGGAAGCGCUGCGGGAGGAUUUAGAGAUCAUGCGAACUCAAAAGGAAAUUGGCACAGGGACUUUCCUAUCUGACCACUUUAGGGGGUACCCCGACACAGCAGUGUCCUGUCUCGCCUUGUUGUCUGGACCAGAUACUUUAAGGCUUAGUGAUGCAUGCCUCAGAUACGGGUGUACAUGCGGAGAGUGCCUGGAAGGGUUUAUAUCCGCCCGAAUGAGCAGCGCUUUGAUAUUUCAGGGCGAGACAACAUACGACCACAUCCAGGAGGGAAUCGAUGAUGGCAGCUUUUGGGUAAAGGACAACGACUACCUCCUCAUACACCUCGAUCACGAUGUGCGCAGGAACCUCAGAACCAACAAGUCAUUUCGAAAGGGGUUUGCGAAUAUUUUUCGAAUCGCCGUUGAAUGUCUCAAGGCGAACAGAAUUCCAACCGCAGAAAGUCUGGAGUGGUGCUGCAACAAUCGAAGCGAGUGGCCACCGGAUACCAAGAACUACCUGCGACGCAGCGGGACGGCGAUGGGCUGUCGGGCAGUGCUUCGAUACAUGUUCGACGCUGCGAAAGAGGAGGAUGAGAAAGCAGGCAACGGGGAGUGUCAACUCGUGCUAAAGGAGGCAUGGUCAGACUUACCAACCUGCAGAAAUGACCAUGAAUUUGAAUUUGUUGCCAGGGCGUGUGGUUACGGUGGCGAUGAUUUUAUAUCGUUACAAAUGUGGUAGAUAAGGUACAAUAUCUGUUAAUUAAUCCUUACAUUCGAGAGUAUACCUGCGACUGUCUUCAUAUUCUCCAGACAGGCUCUUUGGAGCGAAGGUACUCACGUCACUUGAAUCCUUGCCCUGAGAAUACUACUUGAGGUUUCCGAGC